AAAAAUACCAGAUGUGAUUGUCUCUUGUUGACAGCUGGUGAAAGUCAAAUUACCUCGUAGAUAUUUACUUUACAAUGAAUCAAAUGAUUGUACCAGUCAUUGUAAUAGUUAUGGUUGCUAAUUCAAGAGUUCUGUGCCAAAAUGCCGAGAGAAAUAAAGGAGAUAUCAAUUUUGACGGAUACCUUCGUUACCACGAAAUGCAAGAUUAUCUUCGUAAACUAAACCGCACGUACCCCAAAAUUGUUUGUGUCAAAAAUUUUGGACUGUCAGUGGAGAACCGCAAUCUUACCUCGAUUAAAAUUCAAACAAUUGGAAAUUACAAAAAACCUUUAAUAUUUAUGGAUGCGGGGAUGCACGCAAGGGAGUGGCUUGGUCCGGCUCAAGCUCUUUACAUAAUCAAUCAAUUGGUAGAGGAUCCAAAAAAUUCCAAAUUAAUAAAAAAAGUAGAUUGGUUAAUUGUACCUCUGGUAAAUCCCGAUGGAUAUGAAUAUUCACAUACUGUCGAUCGAUUGUGGAGAAAGAAUAGAGCAAAGGGAAGGAUAUGUGAUGGAGUUGACUUGAAUCGAAACUUCAACUAUCAAUGGUCCCAACCUGGUGCGAGCAGUAGUGAAUGUUCUAAUUAUUUUGCUGGUGUACGUCCUUUUUCUGAACCAGAAAGCUUAGCGUUAAGUAAGCUGAUAACGGAAAAUGCUAAUCGUAUUAAAAUGUAUAUAAGCCUCCACGCUGCUGCAAAGUCAAUCUUAUAUCCUUGGGGUUACACUACUGAUUUGCCAACUAAUGGAAAAGAACUCCAUAAAUUAGCUGAAAGAUUCUCCGAAGCCGUUUUCAGAGUAAAUUCAACUCAAUAUAAGGUAGGCAGCGCAGCAAACGUCCUUUACAUAGGAUCUGGUACAAGCCGUGAUUGGGUGUAUGGAUAUGGAAAUGUCUCACUAUCUUACACCAUUGAAUUAAAAGGUUUUGAUGGUCUUACGCUUGAAAGUCGAUUUCAAAUACCCAAAGAAAAUAUUUCAAAUGCACUGACUGAAACGUUUGAAGGAUUAAAAACACUUCACGUUUAUGUUGAACGAAGAUAUAGCUUUUAAUAAUAACACUGUGUCUCUGGAGGGGCUUGAAAAUUCCAAUGGGUAAAUCCAUAUACGCUGCAUUUUAUAUCAAUUUCGGUGAACACUACACCUUUACACCUUACCAAAAUAAAGUGUUUAAUACGUUUCUACUAAA
Messenger RNA from Photinus pyralis (common eastern firefly), 1218 nucleotides. Its product is annotated as carboxypeptidase B-like. The transcript is spliced from 4 exons. NCBI's taxonomy places the organism in Eukaryota, Metazoa, Arthropoda, Insecta, Coleoptera, Lampyridae. Gene Ontology annotation, molecular function: zinc ion binding; metallocarboxypeptidase activity. The record is from RefSeq and is a predicted model, not a curated record. Bases 75 to 1082 code for a protein of 335 amino acids. Gene Ontology annotation, biological process: proteolysis.